AUGGAUGACGAAAAAAACAACAAGAAAACGACAGGAGUGGUUGUUAUGGAGGAAGGCUGUGAUAUUGGUGGUUUAUUGAUGAACUUAGAAGCUCUCACUGCUGACGUGCAGAAUUUAGUACAAACACCAUUUCCAAUAUUUGAAUUUUUUGAGAAACUGAAACAAUCUAUGCCAUAUGUAUCAAAUCACUCGUGCGAGCAUGAACAAGAAUUUCACUUCCCUAAAGAUCACCCUUUUGAAAGUUUUGAAGAAUUAUGUUGUUUUAUGUUAAUCAAUCACUUUGGAAUUUCUAAACAAGCAUAUAAUUUCAUGAUUCAAAUGCUGAAAUCAACAUUUAAAGACCGUCCUGAGUUGAUGAAAUUAUUUGUGAGCUAUGAUACCUUGAAAGCAAGAGGAAAUAAUUUGAAUCCCCAAAAACCCAUGCAGUUCAAUGAUAAUUUCAUCCUUUACUCUGUACAAGAUACUAUUCGAAACAUGUUAAUGGAUCCGUAUUUGGUCAACCAAUUAUGUCUCAACCGAGAAAAGCAUCAACAACAGUUUGCAACCAAGCAACCAUUUCAAUCUAAAAUAUUCAACAAAAUUUUGGAGAAGUGUUAA
Molecule: messenger RNA, 597 nt
Organism: Naegleria lovaniensis
Lineage: Eukaryota; Heterolobosea; Eutetramitea; Acrasida; Naegleriidae
Exons: 1
Coding region: 1-597 (198 amino acids)
Source: RefSeq, a predicted model, not a curated record